Molecule: messenger RNA, 270 nt
Organism: Clunio marinus
Lineage: Eukaryota; Metazoa; Arthropoda; Insecta; Diptera; Chironomidae
Source: the annotation of a GenBank genome assembly
AUGACACGACACUUCAGGUGCGGUCAGGAAUUAUUAAGAUCUUCUGAUGAUGAGAAGUACAAUGAGGCAACUGGAAGAUAUUAUUAUAACAAUCAUUCAUUUCCAUCUGUGUGUAACAACACAUCGGAUAAAAUUAAGCAUGUCGAUAGAUUUGAAGCUCAUAAGCAUGUAGAAGGAAGCUUGUUAAGCCUUCUCAGCUUGUUCCAUCCUCUUGAGCACUCACAAAAUAAUUAUCUUUCUAAUGUUAAAUACUUGUCGAGUCAACAUUGA